Molecule: messenger RNA, 4460 nt
Organism: Branchiostoma belcheri (Belcher's lancelet)
Lineage: Eukaryota; Metazoa; Chordata; Leptocardii; Amphioxiformes; Branchiostomatidae
Product: transmembrane protein 2-like
Exons: 25
Coding region: 230-3862 (1210 amino acids)
Source: RefSeq, a predicted model, not a curated record
UUGUUGUGGACUCACAGUGCGCAAACUUUGAUCUAAAAAUACGUCUUAGCGCCUAUUACAGCGUGUAUUUCCGUACCCUUUACUGCUUCCGAUAGCAUGGUGACGUUACGUUAAACAGCUAGUGCGUGCGGUUACUACGGACAGAUACUUUAUAUGGUUCGGAUUUGAGUCGCCACCGAGGUCGCAGGUAUGCGUCGGCAGUCUGUGUGAAGAAGAACAUCGUUGGGAAAUGUCGGGGCAACAUCUCACCAUCUUUCUAUUGCUUCUACCAGUCGCGGCUUCCAUACGGCCAACGGUUCAUCAUGACCACUCACAUGAAUGCCCGGAUGUUGACCCGACCUUGACCCCCUGGAACCCCGGUCAUGACGUCACCGCGCAGGUGGUUGUGGGACGGGGACAGAGUUACCUGCUCCAGUCGUCCGCCACUUUUCUCUCUUUAGAAAUAAAAGAUGGCGGAAAGCUUGUGUUUGCUGACCUUGACCGUGAGAUAGUCCUGAGAUCUCGCGAGAUUACCGUGGGAAGUGACGGCGAGUUCCACAUCGGGAGCGAGGCAUGCCGGUACCAGGGCCAGGCCACGGUGUCCCUGUACGGGCGCUCGGACGAGCAGAGGAACGGCAAACAGUUCCUGGUCACGACGGGCGGCACGCUGGAGAUCCACGGGAAACAGAAGCUGUCCUGGACGCACCUCGCACAGACUGUGCCUGCUGGCGGGCUUCCAAGGGGAACGUACUACUACGACUCGUACAACAGAUGGACACGAGGCGUCAACGUUCGCGCCAUUGACGAAACAUCGGGUUCCGUGGUGGACCUCGCGGAUUUCGACACUUAUGAGAGCGAAGAGGAGAGCCGACGGUUGGCGGACUUUAUCGAGCGAAUCCCCUCGGGAAGAAUCGUGGCCCUGGCGGCAAACGACGAAGCGUCCCGAUGGCUAGAGGACUCCGCUAAGAGCAAGAUUAGGGAGUUAGGAAGUGUUGAAGUGGAUUCACUCGGAUAUAGGGACCCGUGGGCGUUUGUUGGAGUCAAGGGAGACCCAAGCGCCGCUGUUGAACAGAGGAUCGCAUAUGUUGACACAAACAUUACCGGCACGGCUGCAGUAUCAGCGAGGUUCCACAGCGUCUUCGGCGCCUUCGAAGUCGGCGUCACUAGCGAGUGGGUUGGAGGACAGGCUCGAUGCACAUUUUUGGUAAACGGAAAUGCGGGAGCCUACGUCAUCAACCUGAGAGACGACGUCACUUCCUGGCAGCCCGGGGACCACAUCGUGUUGGCCAGUACUGACUACGACAUGGAGCAGGCGGAGGAGUUUCAGCUGCUGCCGUGCCCGGAGUGCUCCGCCCACCAGGUCAAAAUCAACGGGAAAGCCAGGUACACGCACUUCGGGGAGGUUUCAGACGAGGUGGACAUGCGAGGGGAGGUGGGCCUGCUGACCAGGAACGUCAGGUUCCGGGGGGAGGUAGAGGACAGCUGUUAUGGAGACAACUUCUGUCAGUUCUUUGACUACGAUACUUACGGAGGACAUCUAAAGAUACUGAGAGGGUUCAAGAACGUGCACUUGUCCAGCGCGGAGUUUACCCGCAUGGGACAGCAGGUGGUGGGCAGCUACCCUGUCCACUUCCACAUGGCCGGAGACGUGGACGAACUGGGAGGCUACAGCCGCCCAACGUACGUCCGAGAGCUGUCCAUUCACCACUGCUUCUCCCGCUGUGUGACCAUACAUGGGACCAACGGGCUGCUGGUUCAGGACACGGUAGGGUACGACACCCUCGGUCACUGCUUCUUCCUGGAGGACGGCGUGGAGCAGCGGAACGUUCUGGACCGUAACCUGGGCCUGGUGACGCGGGCUGGCACGCUGCUUCCCACCGACAGGGACGACAGCAUGUGCCGGGGCAUGAGGGACGCGGUCUACGGGGAUUACGUGCCGCAGCCCUACAAGGACUGUCAGGCAGUUUCGACGUUCUGGAUCGCUCAUCCUAACAACGUGCUGACAAACAACGCCGCUGCAGGGUCACUGCACGGCGGAAUCUGGUACAUCUUCCACCGGAAGCCGACCGGCCUGUCAGACGGCUCCGCGCCGAUGUACGAGUCCGAGAGAACUCCGCUCGGGAGGUUCUUCAACAACAGGGUCCACUCUAACGGCAUGCACGGUCUAAUGAUAGAUGAUGGGGUUAAGUACAGUCUACCAACCGAGAGUAACCCGCAGGAAUACCUGGCAAGAUCAUAUGGACGGUACAAGCCUCACCAGAACGCCGACCUCCGGCAGCCGCGGGUCCCGGCCAUGAUAGAGGGGCUUAUCGCCUUCAAGAACUGGCUAGAGGGGGCCUGGGUCCGGGGAGGGGACAUCUGGUUCGACAGAUGCGCAGCCUUCCCUAUGCGGGGCCUUGACGUGUACGACGGCCCAAUCCUGGCCGAGAGCUGCACGUUUAAGAAGUACGCGCAGGCGCCGCAGUACGACAGAUGGAGCAGCGCCAUCGGCUUCCACCGUAACAACACCUGGCAGAACUCACCCAGGAACAACGUCACCAAGGCCAGGUUCGAAGACGUACAAAGCCGCGUGUUUGUCGGUGAGAGGGGACUGCCGGGGUUCGCGACGGAUGACAGGGACGGCGACAAGACCAACAUCGUGCAUGACUGGGACGGGAGCAUCACGGGAUACCCCGACACGUACGUGGUCGGGCGGGAGAACCACCUCACCAGGAACCCCGGAUGUGUGGAGAGGCCGGACUGGCGCGCUUACGUCUGCAGCGGGAAGUAUGCACAGUUGUUCAUCCUGGCCCAAUGGCCCAACACCUUAGUGAUGUCCAUGGUCCGAGACGAGUACCCUGACCGGCCCAUGACGUUUACGGGUCCUCUGAAGUACGGCGCCGCCUCGCACCAGCAGUACCAGCCCGUGGUGAUGCUAGAGAAGUCCUACACUGUCCACUGGGACGGCCGGGCCCCGGAGAGUCUCAGGAUUUACCCGAUCAACUUCGACAGUGGUGACUGGCUCCGGCUGGGAAUCUGCUACCCUCCCGGGACGUUGUUCCGUCUGAUGUACCAGUUGGAGCGCCGGUUUCCGUACGCCAUCACGCACGACGAGGAGAUCCACCCUGUGUCGUCCUUACACGCCGUGGAGCAUGGAGACGGACACGUCUUCUAUUUUGAAGAAAGCACAGGGUUGCUGUUCCUGAAGAUUCGGUCUCACUUCAACCGGGAUGGCCACAGCUACUGCUCACACAUGGGCUGUGAGAGGGUCGUCAUCUCGGCCACCAUGACAGGUGACGAGGUCAGCAACUGUACGGCGGCCACUUAUCCUAAGUACAGCCUGACGCCCACAGAGACUGUCCCCAUGCCGAGCUACCAGAGCAUCGCCAACAACUGUACAGGCUGUGGGGCACCUGGACCAAUCGUCAGCGACGACUCUUUGCGCUUCCUAGAAGUUACUAUCCUGUCCGCUGGUUGGUCAGAGAUGCAAUCAGGCCACAUACCAUUUAUAGAGAUAGAUGGCGGCCGGUAUGACCGCUAUUUUCGGGGUUUUAUGGUCAUCAGUGUGGACGCUCGGUCUGGUGACGUCAGCAGAAAAAUGACGUUCGACACUUACGGACAUGAAGAGGCUGAUCUGGACAUGGCAAACUUCAUACGGAACGACAUUCCCGUAAAUUCCAUCGUGUUGGUGGCGGUACGUGAUGAGUCAAGUUCAAAAGCUGAUGAGUGUCUAAAAGCGCUGAAGGAGAUCGGAGCACAGGAGCCAGUCAAAACCGACUACAGAGGUAACUUUGCUAUGAUUGGCUACAAGGGAAACGUCUGGCCAACCUGGAUCCAGCAAGUCAACCUACCGUCCAAUCAGGGGCCGGCUUACAUCUACGCCAAGAUUCCUCUAAUGGGUUAACGUAUGGAGAGCUACACAAAUGAUGACUAAAUGAUAGUUAGAUAGCUCUAUAUUAUCUAUUAUUGCCUGUGCACCAUCCUUGGAUGAAUCUAAAUUAUUGUUUUUAAUUUUCAUGUAUAGAUCGGCUAUUUUGUCAAAGAGGUGUCUCAAACAACCCCCAUGAUAUAGCUCUAUUUUAUCUAUUAUUUCCUGUGAUAGGAAAAAACGCCAUCCAUGGAUGAUGGAUGGUUCAAAACGGGUUGUGAUAAAUCUAAAUUAUUGUUUUUAAUUUCCAUGUAUAGAUUGGUUAUUUUAUCAAAGAUGUGGUUCAAGCAACCCCCUCUGACUUGAAACACUAGGAUGUUGCAAUGUGCUUCAUGCAAUGAUAUCAAUAUUAGAAUGGAAAGUUCGACAGUUGUAACUUUGAAAGAUUACAUUUUAUUAAGUAUAACAGUUACCUUAACAUUACGUAAAUAUAUAGCCAAUAUACCCCAAAUAUACCAAACUUUAUCAUUAGCCUUUACCAAAACUUCCAAUGACUGAAAAACAUAUAUGACCUACAUGAUUGAUUUACUUCAAAUUGGUGUACUUAAAUUGCAUUAAAUCAAAAUGGAAUACA